Messenger RNA from Racocetra persica, 782 nucleotides. NCBI's taxonomy places the organism in Eukaryota, Fungi, Glomeromycota, Glomeromycetes, Diversisporales, Gigasporaceae. The record is from the annotation of a GenBank genome assembly.
AUGGAUGGACUAGUUUAACAGGAAAAUCUUUAUGGAAUUUUGUUAAUUAUUUAGAUGAUAAAAUUCAAAAAAUACUUGAAAAUAUUGGAACUGAAAAAUUUAUUGGAAUAGUAACAGAUGCAGAUGCAAAUAUUAAUUUAGCAAGAAAACAAAUUUCUCAGAAAUAUUCACAUAUAUUGAAUAUUAGAUGUGUUACAACUGUUUAUGAGAUGUUAAAAUCAGUUUAUCAAUUAGAAAUAUAUUUAAAAGAGAUAAUUAAUAAAAAUCUUUCAGUUAUAACAAAUGAAUCUGUUAAAACAAUUAUUUGUAGAAAAAGAGGAUUUUUUAAUGAUGUUUAUAAUUUAGCUAAAAUUUUUAAACCUAUUAAGGAGGCUAUUAUUAAGUUAGAAAGUAGAAAUGCAAUAUUAGCUGAUUUAUUUAAUUCUAGAUUUGAUGAAUAUGAAUUUGAUGAAUAUCUUUUAACAUAUUUUCUUCAUCCAGACUAUAAGGGUAUUGGUAUUCAAAAAAAUAAAUUUUUAAGAAUUGCAACUUCAGCAGCUAACAUAUGGCAACAAAUAAUAAAAAUUCCAGAAAUUGCAAGUCAAUUAAAAAAAUAUAAACAUUCUAAACAACAAUUAGGAUAUACUUAUUGCCAAGAACAUACAGUUGAAGAAAUUUAUCAAAAAUUAUAUAAUGCACAAAUUGAAAAAGAUGAGAAAGAAAAUAAAAAUGAAAUUAAAAAUCAAUUGAAUGUUAAUUUAAAUGAAUAUAAUGAAAAAGAUUUAGAUGAUAAACAAGAAACU